UUCAGGACUGUUACUUGACAAAGACAGAAUGUCACCUAGACUGGAAUCGUUUCUUUUUUCUAAUCAAAGAAGAAGUGUUUCUCCACAGAUGAGUUUGUGAGUGAGCAUAGUGGAUGUGCGUGUGUAUAUUGGGAAAAGAUGACUUUUCAAUAGUUACAUGUGGAGUGCUCACCAAAGCCACAAACAAUUGGAGACCAUCACAAUUUCUGUUUUCCUUUUUCUUUUCGUUCUAUUAUUUUCCUAAUUAAUUGGUACAAAUCUGUUUUCUUUCGCGGUGGUGCAGUGCUAAUAACGAUGCGUUCACCCUAGCGACGUUGUGAAUGCAUAAUAUUUACAUCUUUUUCCCCCUUUUUAAUCCAGUUCAUUUAUUGGACUGAUAUAAGUUAAUAGUGGGCUGUUUUAUUUUAAUCAUAAAAUGCAAGGAGACGAUCCUCCUUACUUAUCUGUAGGAACUGCAGUCAGUGCAAAAUACAAAGGAGCUUUUUGCGAAGCGAAAGUCAGUAAAGUGGUCCAUAUUGUAAAAUGCAAGGUUUCAUACAAAAUGGGCUUGGGUACAGCAACAGUAACUGAUGAACACAUCAAUGGAACUUUAAGGGUAGGACAAUUGGUUCAAGCCAAGCAUCCAGACAACAAUGACUAUGUUGAAGCAACUAUUAUGAAAAUACAAGAUUGUAGUCAAUAUACAGUUGUUUUUGAUGAUGGUGAUAUAAUGACUUUGAGAAGGACUGCAUUGUGUUUGAAAGGUGGCAAACAUUUUAAUGAGAGUGAAACAUUAGACCAACUUCCACUGACACAUCCAGAACAUUUUGGAAAUCCAGUAAUGGUAAGAGGCAGAGGAAGGCGUAGCAGACAACUGAAGGAAGACAGUAGUGAAGGUGAAGCAGAGGAGGAAAAUGAACCAGAUCUGGAGCUGUAUAGUGUUGACACAGGAAAAGUUGUUAGUGUUGAAGCUGGUGACAAGAAGAGAAACAAGGACAAUUGGUUUCCUGGUUUAAUAGUAAUGCCUUCAGCACAACCAACAGUUAGGAUUAAUAUGAAAGAUGAAUUUUUGAUAAGAUCCUUCAAGGAUGGAAGAUAUUAUACAGUGCCCAAAAAGGAAGUGAACGAGUUUAAACGUGAAAUGGGAUCUCGCGUGGAGAGUUCUACAUUGGCAGAGGCUGUAGAUAAAGCAAUAAAAUUUUUAGACAAUGACGAAUUACCUGCUCAUUGGGAAAAGAAUUCAUUAUUCAAUCUGCAGUCUCAUUUUUCGGAUGGCGAUGAAAGCGUUUCAGAUAGCUCUGACGAUGAACCUACAGAGGAAAAAGACCAUUUUGUGGCUCAGCUCUAUAAAUUUAUGGAUGACAGUGGUACGCCGCUAAAUAAAACACCAACGAUCGGUAAUAAAGAUGUAGAUUUAUACAAACUGUUUAGGUUGGUCGAAAAGUUUGGUGGUUAUAAUCGCGUAACAAAUCAGAACAAAUGGAAAACUAUUACAGCGCGAUUAAAGUUUAAUCAGAAUCAAGCGAACUAUAAUCAUGUAAAACAAGUGUACAAAAAAUGGUUAUUGAGUUACGAGUCUUUUUAUCGUACAUUGGGAUGCACAAUGUUAAAUCCCACAAGAAACGCAAAGAAAAACAGAGGUCGUCCUCUUAUUCGCGAUAAAGAUAGAAUGACACCAGUGCAAAGUCCGAGACCUGAAAAGGAGGAUGACACUGAACAGAAAAAGGAAGAGGAGGAGAAAACUAAAACAAAGAAAGCGGAUAGUAAAAAAGUAGAGGAAGAAAAGAAACGUAAAGAAGCACAAGUGGAGAGUAGUGACAACAGCAGUGAUGCAACAGAUCAGUCUGAAGCUCCCAGUACAUCUAAAGACAUAAAUAAAUCCAAACGUAAUGAACCUAAACCGAAGGAGAAGAAGGUGAAACCUACACCUGGUGAAAAAGUUAAGAGCCUGGUGGAGAAGUUUGAAGAUCACUCGAAGAAGCAUGCCGAUGAUGAUAAAAUACAGCAAACUCGGUCAAAAUCGCAAGUUCCGCGAAGCAAAGAAGUUACUUCCCCGGAACGUAAAAUUCGUGACACGAAAACACCAAAUCGUGAACCACCCCAAAAACCUUCAAAAUCCAUGAGUAAAAAGCCUGGAGAGGACGAUAAAGACAAGAAACGAGGCCGGAAAAGAAAUAAUACUGAUGACAAGACGUCUAAUUCUGAUAGUAGUGUUAACGAAUUAUCAUCAGUACCGCCACCAACGUCCACGUCUCCUCCAUCGUCAUCAGCAUCUUCAGUAUGUAUUGGUGAUAAAUUAAAAGUAUAUUAUGGGCCUACCCACGAAUCAAAAGUCACAUAUGAAGCUAAAGUUUUAAAAAUUGAAAAAGACCAUAACGGGCAAUACGUUUAUCUAGUUCACUACACUGGUUGGAAUACCAGAUAUGAUGAGCGUAUAACCUUUAGUAGAAUAGCAGAAAAUUUGAGCGCCACAACAAAGGCAAAAAGAUUAAAGCAAAGUUCUUCAGCUGGAUCUAAAUCUGCAAACAAAACUCCGGCUAAAAGGGGACGCGGUAUGUCCAUUACCGGACGAAGUACUGUACCAGAGCCUCCAAGGUCCACGACUCCUUCCAGUAUUACUUCAACUUCAAGUAGAACAAAAAGCCCUGCCACGCCGGUAUCGAAGACCAGCGCUAAUCGAGUUACAAGACAAGAUUCCAAUAGACGAAGUCGAAGAACAUCGGCUCAAACCGAUAUUUCAGUGCAAUCAGAAUCGGAAAGCGAUGAGCGAUCGGAGAGUGAAUCUGAAUUGACACGUACCAGGAGCGGAUCAAAGGAUGACUCUGAAACGAAAACAUAUCGAAGGAAACUAAUUAAAACGAAAGGAGAUAAGAGAAAGGACGACGAAGAUACAGAAAAGGAAGAGGAAAUAGAGCGUCCAAAACGUUCAAGGAAAUUAAAGAAAGCUUCUGAUGUGAAAGCUUUGGUGGAUAGUGACGAUGAAGGUUCCAAUCAACCGAAGGGUCGAGAAUUCGAUUUAAAUCAAAUUCGAUCCGAGCUUAAGGGCUUUGGUAAAGCCAUUAAAGUUACCAGCACUGACACUAGUGAAAAAGAAACAGUAUCAUCUGAUGAAUCUACUACAGUACCUGAACCCAAAGACAAUUCCGAAACUGAAACAGACGAGAAGAAAGAGAAAGUCGUCGAAAAAUCAUCAAGCUCCGAAGAUAUAUACGAGUUUAAAGAACCGGAACCUUUCGAAUUCGAAGUUAGGAAAAGCAGCACCGAAGAUAAAGGAAAGAAACGAAUCCCGAGGCUUUACGAUGACGUUGAGAAAUCUCCUCCUAAAAAGAAAAGUCCAAAAUCUCCUGCUAAAACAGAAACCAAAGAACCUGAAGCUGAAAAGAAACGGUUCAGGCGUACACCAGUGAAAAAACAGGAGGAGGUUGUUGAAGAAGAAGUUGAGAAGAAAGAAGUGCCGAAAAAAUCUGAUGAUCCCUUCGAUAAGUUAGUAGAAUCACCUUCUUUCCAUAUUGGAAAAUCUUCAACAACUGAAAAACCUUUAGAAAAGCCCAGUGUAGUUAAAGCGUUAAAUAUGGAUGAAUCAUUAAGUAUAUUUGAACUUGCUGAAAAUCUCGAAGAAAAUAGUGAAGAUAGAUUGGACCUUUCUGAUAACGAUGCUCAUUCAGGAGAAUUGACUUUUACUCAUUCUACGUCAUUUUUUCAAGAAAAUUUUGGAAAACCUUCGCCGGACCAUAUGAUCGAUGCUGCUUGCGAAAAUUUUACUUCUAAAACUGAAGAUAAUAAGAAGAAUAUAGAAGAAGUGACGGAAGCAAUAGAUAACACUUUAAAAGACGUUGAACAGAAUACAGUCACCGACGAUGAUACUAGUGAUAUGGUUUUAGAAAGUGAACCCAAGUUUGAAAACAAAACUAAUUUGUCUUCAGCGAGUGCAUCUACAACAACGUUAAAUAGAAUUGAAGCAGAAGAUGAUAUUAAAGAAGAGGUUGUAGAAGAAAAGAAGAUAGUACUUCCAAAACAAUUAGCUGCCGUUUUUCAAGAAACAGAUAGUUCUCUAUUAGAAGAUUUGUGUUCUACGCCGCAAUAUACAAGUAAAAUUGAUGAUCUUAAGGAUAUCAAUCUCAAAAUUGGAACGACAAUAGCUGAUACUAUUCUUCAAAAGUUAAAGAACAAUGAAAAUAAUUCCGAUAUGGAGUUAGAACCGUCUGAGGAGGAGGAGGAAGAAGAAGAAGAAAAAGAAGAGAAGAAGGUGGAACUGAAGAUCGAACCUAAGACGGAACCCGAAGUUAAAGAAGAGAAACCGAUUAUCGAAAUAGAGCCUAAAAUUGAAAUUAAAAAUGAGAUUGAGGAAAAACCACAAGUGGAAGAAAGUAAACCUGUAGUGCAAGAUUUUAAGAAAAGAUAUACCAGGAAAUUUGUUAGCAAGAAAUAUAUAAUUGAUACGGACACAGAAAGCGAUUCAGAUUCCGAACAACGUUUAGUCAUUGUACCUUCCGAUGAUGACUCGCAAACAAGUACAUCUGUGGAUAACAAAACUAAGGAAACGGAAAGUGUUCCCACAGAACCAACGCCCAUUGAAAAUACAACUUGUCAAGUAGAAGAACGCAAUUUUAAUUUUGAUAAUAUAAAACUUGCCGCGAAAGAGGACGUUAUCGUUACAAUGGAGGUGGAGCAGGAGGAAGAGGAGAAGACUGAUGAAACGGAAACGAACAAGGACGAUGAACCAGACUCUAAUCUUCAUUCAAUGUUGUUCUGCGAGGAGACAAUACCUGGAAGUCCGGCACCGGCGCCUCAGAAUGAACCUAAAAAGUCUAAAAACAAUGUCCUCGAAAUGCCAUUUGCAAGUGCACCUAGUGGAAGCAGUAGCAAUAACAAGAAUCUGUUGAUCCAACAGGAGAAAGCCAAAGAAAAUCAACCAUCUCCUGUACCACACGUAUUGCCGCUGGAAAAUCGAGAAAAUAUUCGUGAAGCCUCCGCCGUUCUAGAUAACACUCCGCCAACCACUCCAGAAAGUACAAUUAGCAAUUUAUCACCUAGAGGUGAAAUCGGCGGAUUAUCACCGAACAACGGGGAUAACGAGAGUUGUAAGUCGACGGAAACCGACGUUGAAUACACGAAUUCGCGACGUUCUGCUACUACAAAAGUUACCAAUUAUAGCGAAGAUGAUUCUUUGCUGAACGUUGAACCACCGCUAAGUUCAAGAAAAACGAGAGAGGAGGUGCCUUCACCUUGUAAGAAAAGACGACGAUCGUGCAAAGGAGAUUCCGAAAAUGUUCCAAUUAAAAGAGGAAGAAAACCCAAUCGUUCACGCCACAAUAGUGACAGUGAUGACACCUCGGAACAUUCUUUGCAAGACAUUGCUAAUAAUUUAGUAGAACCAACUAGGAUCAACAGGUCACCGAGACCAUCAAAGUACAAUUUCUUUGUAGAAUUUGAUGCCAGUAUGGAUAGAUCAAGUAGAAUAGCAUUAAUUCUACAAAAGUUAAGCGACUUGAAGAAAACGUAUACUGGCGUUAAGGCCGAACUCCAGUUAAUCGAGAAGAGACGGAAGAAACUUCGACGAAGAGAACGAGAGGCAUUACGAGCAGCGAAGCAGGAAUCCUGCUCAUGAUCCAGGUCUAGCUUGAUCUCAUUCUAGAGUAAACAAAAUGCAAACAGAAGCAAUUGAUAAUUUUAAUAAUAGACAUUCAAUAAUAUACUGUAGAUUGU
Messenger RNA from Nicrophorus vespilloides, 5685 nucleotides. RefSeq names its product AT-rich interactive domain-containing protein 4B (gene htk). Gene Ontology annotation, molecular function: transcription cis-regulatory region binding. The transcript has 14 exons. The record is from RefSeq and is a predicted model, not a curated record. NCBI's taxonomy places the organism in Eukaryota, Metazoa, Arthropoda, Insecta, Coleoptera, Silphidae. Gene Ontology annotation, biological process: regulation of transcription by RNA polymerase II. Bases 416 to 5587 code for a protein of 1723 amino acids. Gene Ontology annotation, cellular component: nucleus.